CCGUUUAGAGGUGAAUGGGAAUCUUUCGCGCGCAUCGCAACUGUUCGGUACGGUACGGAUUCUGUGCCCUUCGCUGUUACGUUGGUCGGCCGCCCGUGAAGUCGCGAUUGGAGCGUUUUUUUGUGUUCUACCCAAGUUCAUCAUUGAUAAGAAGUGUGGUCAUUUUCCGGAAAUUGAACGCCCGGUGUGAUUGAUCGUUGGUGAAUAUAUCGGCACGUUAUAUUGUGGGAAAAUGGUUCGAAUGCAAAGAGGUUUUCUGCAAAAUGGAUUCGGGCGGAAGGUGACGAUUGUCCUGCUAAUGGCUAUCAUCGGUGUGGCAAUGGCUUGUAACGGCGGCUACCGGAUCAAGGUUCGAAGGGUGCACAACUGUGCCGGCCAGGAUGCGGUGAUCGUAGCGCAGGAAAACUACACCGCAGUGCUGACCAAGAACUGCGAAAUCAAGUCCCGGGGUUGCGUCACGUACAAGGCCUUCAAGUCCGGUGUCGUCAACUACAAGGUCAAGAAGAACGGCGUCCAGCUCGUGCAGGGUCGAAUGGAUCUGUGCGAUCAGAUUGCGAGCGGAAAUCGCGAUCCUACCAUCGGACCGAUGAUGCGCACCCUCAACCUUCCCAACAAGUGUCCAGUGGAGGCCGGAACUCUGUGCACUGAUCCAACGCAAGUGGUGAACAUUGAGCAGUACAAGCAGUUCCUCCCUUUGGCACGAGGCUCACUCGAAAUAGAAUCGGAGAUUCAACACGACACGGGCAAAAGUUGCUUCCGACUGCAGAUUGAUGUCACAAAGUGAUCGGACGAGUUGUGACCGGAGAUGAUUCCGAUAGGAUUGACGUUUAUUUUUAUAAUAGGUAUAUCUCGAUUGCGCUUCCAGUGAAACAGGUUUAAUUAGAUACAAUAAAUACAAACUGUUACCUCAUUGCAACUCCGUCUUGAAUAGAUUGGCGGGGAAUUCACCGA
Messenger RNA from Aedes aegypti (yellow fever mosquito), 951 nucleotides. RefSeq lists its product as uncharacterized. The record is from RefSeq and is a predicted model, not a curated record. Bases 233 to 784 code for a protein of 183 amino acids. The transcript is spliced from 4 exons. NCBI's taxonomy places the organism in Eukaryota, Metazoa, Arthropoda, Insecta, Diptera, Culicidae.